AUGACCCAGGAGCGAUCCUACGAUUUCAUUGUCGUCGGUGGCGGCCCGGCUGGAUGUACACUGGCUGCGUCUCUGGCAAGCUCCGCCAAGAAGCCAAGCGUAUUGCUUCUAGAAGCCGGCGGGCGGAAUGAGGACAAAUCUCUGCGGGUCGAUGGAAAGCGCUGGAAGACUUUCAUGAAAGAGAAUAUGAAUUGGGGGUCCCAUACAAGCCCGCAGGAGCACUGCAACGGCCGUCAACUCGAUUACUCGCGCGGUAAGGGGCUCGGGGGCGGCUCUGCGAUCAAUUUUGGAGUCUACACUGUCGGGGCACGAGACGACUAUGAUCUAUGGGCCGCCAAGGUCGAUGACGAGACUUUUGCCUGGGACCAAAUGCAGGCGCGGUUCAAAAGACUGGAAACAUUUACUGGCACAAUUGAUGUCCCAGAAAACCAGAAGUACAGUCAGUCGGAACCCGCAUGCCAUGGCAAUAAAGGUGGCCUGCACGUUGGCUACGCCAAAGACUGGGAUUCAGAUUUGACAACAGUGCUGGAUGCAUUCGAAGCAGCCGGGGUCCAGCGGAAUCUUGAUCACAACUCUGGUAAUCCCCUUGGGUUCGGACUUUGUAUCAAUUCCGCUUCGAAGGGCAUGCGAUCAACCGCUGCUGAUCUGUUGACUGAUGUCUCGGAUAAUUUGGUCAUUCUCUGCGAUAGUCCAGUUCAACGCAUUGUAUUGGACAAGAAUAAGGCUGUGGGAGCCGAAGCUAAUGGCACACAAUAUUCUGCUUCGAACGAGGUCAUCCUCUCAGCAGGAUCGCUUGAAACCCCCAAGAUUCUGAUGCAUUCUGGCAUCGGUCCUGCCGACGAACUACGCAAGUUUAACAUUUCAGUCAUUCACGAUCUACCAGCCGUAGGCCAAGGUCUCCGUGACCACAUCUUUGCCCCACUUAUUGUGAUGCGCAACCCCGAAAGCAACGACCGCAAUUCUUUCUAUCAAGACGAAGUAGCCAUGGAGGCCGCGAUGAAACAAUGGGAAAGAGACAGGACCGGUCCAUGGACACGUUAUGGCUGUCAAUUAGGGAUCGGCUGGUUCAAAUCCGACCGAGUAACAUCCUGUGAAGAGUUCAAGGCUUUGCCUGGGUCUGUACAAGAUUUCAUGAACCGCGAGACCAUUCCGCACUACGAGAUUAUUAGCCAUUUCCCCGUGCAUUUCACCUUUCCGCAGCUCUUCCAAGAUUACAGCUACAUCUGCCUGCCUGUGUUCUUGAUGAACGAGCAAUCUGUUGGAGAGGUACAAUUGCAGUCGUCCGAUCCUAAUGAGCCACUUUCGUUCAAUCCCAAGUAUCUCGAGCAUCCAUUUGACCGGCGAGCAUGUAUUGAGAUUUACCGUCAUCUUUGGGACCUGACCCAGCACCCAUGUUUUACUAAGGAUACGGUCUCCACCAUAAUGGCACCGGCAUCCCAUUCCGAUGAGGAUAUUCUUCAGUUCUGGAAAAAUAACCUGUCAUCCAGUUGGCACAUGACGGGAACCGUGAAGAUGGGGAGAGAUGGUGCCAGUGAUGCCGCUGUCGACAGUCGCUUCCGCGUCUUUGGGGUGGAAAGACUACGUGUGGCUGAUAUGAGUGUGGUACCAGUUCUAACCAACAAUCACACCCAGGCCACUGCUUAUAUAACUGGAGCCACAUGUGCCGAUGUCUUGAUCCGCGAAUAUGGCUUGAAUGAAUAG
Messenger RNA from Aspergillus pseudonomiae, 1701 nucleotides. Its product is annotated as GMC family oxidoreductase. Gene Ontology annotation, molecular function: flavin adenine dinucleotide binding; oxidoreductase activity, acting on CH-OH group of donors. NCBI's taxonomy places the organism in Eukaryota, Fungi, Ascomycota, Eurotiomycetes, Eurotiales, Aspergillaceae. The coding region runs from base 1 to 1701 and encodes 566 amino acids. The record is from RefSeq and is a predicted model, not a curated record. The transcript is spliced from 3 exons.